CAUUAAUCAAGCUUCGUUUGAUAUCGUCCUGAACAGAGCAAACAGGUGAAUCAUGAAGAGUCUCGCUUUUUUGGUGCUCCUCAUUGGAGUCUCCACUGCUUUUCCUGCUGUAAAUCGGCAUCACUCUUCAAGGCACAGCUCUGGCUCCGAUUCUGACGAGAUGCCCGGAAGGUUCCCUUUUCCUCCAAGAAGGGGCCCCUUUUCCAACCUGACACCAGACCAGCUCCUCAAGCUCUUUCUGGCUGCCAUCUUUCCUCCGCCAGCCACUACACAUGCCCCACCAUCUACCACAACAUCUACCACUACACCCUCAACUACCCCAACCACUACACCCUCAACUACCCCAACCACUACACCCUCAACUACCCCAACCACUACACCCUCAACUACCCCAACCACUACACCCUCAACUACCCUAACCACUACACCAUCAACAACCCCAACCACCCCAACUACAACCAGAAAGACUACCUAGUCAUUUAUUCACAGUCAUUGAAAAUAAAGAGAAGAGCCUGGGAAGAAGAGUGAGAUAUUUCUGACGAAAUUUGUCUCCUGACUCAGCGGACCUGCAUCGUCUGCGCUCGAUGUCUCCACCUCCUAGGACGGUGUUUCUAUGAUAUUCUGGGAUAUCCUCAGUCUGCUCUCUUCUCACGAAUGUUUG
Molecule: messenger RNA, 661 nt
Organism: Paramormyrops kingsleyae
Lineage: Eukaryota; Metazoa; Chordata; Actinopteri; Osteoglossiformes; Mormyridae
Source: RefSeq, a predicted model, not a curated record